Messenger RNA from Procambarus clarkii (red swamp crayfish), 1331 nucleotides. The record is from RefSeq and is a predicted model, not a curated record. Lineage: Eukaryota; Metazoa; Arthropoda; Malacostraca; Decapoda; Cambaridae.
GUAUUGUGGUAGUGAUGGUGGUGGGUCCCAGGGAGCACUGUAGUAGUGACUGCACCCCUCAGUUCAUCCCGCGCCUAAUACCUAUCCAGUGGCGUCAGUGGAACACUGCCUGAAGUUUUUUGCCUACAAAAUGAACUUUAUACACACAUUGGCAGACAUUCUUUCGUAUACGUAGUUAUACGUAAGGCUACGACUUAUAAAUUGAGACACCGCCAGCUCGCUACUUUCAGCAAUUUAGACCUGGCAACCCUGGGUCACAGUGUGGUACAAGCAACGAUUCGGGGAGGUGACCACUCCACCUCUCCCCAAGACCAGCAUUCCACCGAGCCGCAUACACGGAUAGCCUAGAGUGCAAGAAGAUGGAGGACAAGGUUGUGAUCCGACGGGCGAGGCUUGGUGAUGCAGAGUCUGUGUUGGAGGUGUGUAGAGCAGUGCAGGCGGAGAUGGCCAGGCAGGAGGCGAGGACUCAGCUCCUGCACCUCCUCACCCACCCUUACCUCGUGGGCCUCACCCUCUUCACCUUCCUUACCAUCCACUACACCCUGCAGACGAGUGUCGCGUGGUCAGCGGUGAUGGGGUGCUGGGUGGUGGCGCUGGUGGAGGCCGCCCGCUACUGGCUCUUCUGGGGGAGAAUCCGUCGGGUGUUCCAGCCUGGUCCAGACCUUCUCAACUUGGUCCACUACUACUCUCAUCCUCGCAGAUUGUUUCUGGUGGCUGAGGUGGGCGAGGCUGUGGCUGGGACCAUCGCCCUGCGAGAGACUGUAGACCCGGACACCGCUAAGCUGUGGAGGAUGUUCGUCCACCCACGAUUCAGGAGGAGGAGCAUCGCCUCAAGGUUGAUAAGUGCGUGUAACAAGGAGGCGAGGCUGCUGGGGUACCGGGCGGUGGAGCUGCGGACUCACCUCACCAACCAGGCCGCCCUCAGGUGCUACCACAAGGCCGGCUACAUCACCCUUCGUCAGGAGAACUUCGCGCGCCUCUAUCCUUAUACCUUUGACACUGUUCACUGCAUCUGGAGGAACGCAGAUUAAGAUUAUUUGAUAUCAAAGUAAAGGAAGCCACAUUCUACAAGUGCAAGAAGCAGGUAACUUUUUUCCGGCAUGAAAGUUUUAAUAUAAAAGUCAACAUAAUAUCAAUUGGUGGUUUUGAAUACUAAAUAAGAUGUAUUGAAUUUGACAUUUUUUACCUGAAGUAAAUAAAUAUAUCUUAACUGUAUUAGCUAAAUGAUAAUUCAGCAACAGGCCAAACACGACCGUGUUAUAAGUGUACAAGAAUAGUUAUAAGUUUCACCAUGCGAGAAAAAGACAUUAUUAAUAAGUUAUGAAACAAUG